Bipolaris sorokiniana ND90Pr is the source of this 670-nucleotide messenger RNA. RefSeq lists its product as uncharacterized. The annotation marks the transcript as partial. The transcript has a single exon. NCBI's taxonomy places the organism in Eukaryota, Fungi, Ascomycota, Dothideomycetes, Pleosporales, Pleosporaceae. The record is from RefSeq and is a predicted model, not a curated record.
CUGUGAUCCAGAUACGCCGUCUCCACUUACAAAUAUGGAUGUCGCAUGGCCACAGUUGCCAAUAAACCCAUUUCUUGUGCCCAACAUCAAGGCGUAUGGUAUCUCCCGUAAACCAUCGCCUUUGAUCCCAACAUCUCCGCUUUCAGUUUUUAAUCAAGCACUGUCACCAACAUCAUCUACUACGCGACAAACCUUCGUGUUGCCGGCAUCUCCUCUGCCAUCGCCGCGCUUUUUGUUUCUCCGCAUACCACCGCCUUGUCCAGGUGACUAGGGAAAUACAUCGUUGUACGGCGUUGUUGCAGACGCAGCAGAAAGAAAAAGCAGCGUGGUUAGUGUAGCUCGGAUGCGGGAAGUGAUGAGACUGGAAUUCUACCAGUUCUUGUUCUUAAAAAAAACAGCAGGAAACAGAAAUGCUGGAGCGGCUGGCGCGAGAGAAUGAACCGCGCAAGCGGUGUGACGGGAGUAUUGCUAGCUGGAAGAUCAAAGGCCUACUAGGCAUAAGCUUGUUUGGUGAUAGGACGAAGAAGAUAAGAAAAGCGGGAAAAUCAAAAGAAGAGAUAUCCUGGCAAAAAGGUUUCUCAAGCUACUCAAGCUUCGUAAACUGUUGAUGCCUCCGCAGCUGCAUGGCUAGUCAUUGAAUGGCCCGAUGUCGACUCCGGGUUCGGCCGCG